CCUAGAGAAGCAGGGACGUUUAAAAGGAGGGGAAUAGUGAAUGCGCUUCCUUUUGUUCCUGGCAGAGGAAUAAGCCUGCAGGUCAAUCUACGUUUAAGGCUGUAGCCUCAGGUCAUUUUAUCUUUCAAGCUGUGCCAGAUGCAACAACAGAAGGGCUGGGUCACCAGUGGAGUCCUACACGAGUGCACUUUGGUAGGAAGCUUCCAGUCAUGAGGAGGAUUGUACAUACGUUCAGCUGAAGGUGAUGACAAGGCCUCCUUCAGACCUCCUUGCUCGCUGAAGGUGGGAUUGGCCAGGUGCUCCUUGCCUAGUGGCUGGUAGCCUUUGAGGGCUCGGCUGUGUGUUUCACCAAGAGGGAGUGAGAUCUCCCAGAUCCAGAGACGAGGAAGUCAUGCGGGAGGAUCAGGAUGAUAAGAGCUCUCAGGGGUAUACUUUCCCCGCCUCCCAAGCAGGUGAUGGCCAGUUCAAUGAGAAAUCUAGAGAGCCUUUUGUGAUGUCAUCAGAAACAACUGAGGAUGAUGUGGGAAAAGAGACAACUCGAAAUCAAAGGAGACCAAAAAGGCACGCAAGAAACCAAUUGAAGAACGGGAUGAAGAAACCCUCUGUUUCUAAGUGCACUGACAUCCAUGAAGUCCUGAACCCAGAGCACAAAGGAAAGAGGUGGGAAAAGUAUCCUGUGUGUGCAAAAAUAUUCAAAGGCAAAUCGGUAUUAAACAGAAGCUGCAGAACUGACACAGCAGAGAACCAGUGCAACUGCAUGGAGUGUGGGAAAAACUUCAGACUGAUGAGAAACCUUACCUCACAAGAAAGACGUCACACGGGGGAGAAACCAUAUGAAUGCCUGGUGUGCGGAAAGAGCUUCAGUAGGAGGGAUAACCUUAAUUCCCAUCAAAGAACUCACACAGGGGAGAAGCCAUAUGAAUGUAUGGAAUGUGGACGGAGCUUCAGUGAUAGAGGAAGUCGAAAUAAACAUCAGAAAAUCCACACAGGAGAGAAAGCAUAUAAAUGUAUGGAAUGCGGAAAGAGCUUCAGUCGUUCUGAUCAUCUUAAUUCACACGUAAAAAUCCACACGGGGGACCAACCAUAUAAAUGCACUGAAUGUGGAAAGAGCUUCAGUCAGAGUGGAACCCUUGCUUUACAUCAAAGAACCCACACAGGGGAGAAGCCUUAUGAAUGUAUGGAAUGUGGAAAGAGCUUUAGUCGGUCUCAUCAUCUUACUUCACACUUAAGAACCCACACGGGGGAGAAACCAUAUAAAUGCAUGGAGUGUGGAAAGAACUUCAGUACCUGUGAAACUCUUUGUUCACAUAAAAGGACCCACACAGGGGAGAAGCCAUAUACAUGCGUAGUGUGUGGGAAAAGCUUCAGUCAAGGUGGAAACCUUAGUACACAUCAAAGAACCCACACAAGACAGAAGCCAUAUAUAUGCAUAGUGUGUGGAAAGAGCUUCACUCACAGUGGAACCCUUAACACACAUCAAAGAACCCACACAGGACAGAAACCAUGUAAAUCCUUAGAGCAUGGAAAGAGCUUUAGAGAGAGUGGAGCCCCUGCUUUAUAUCAAAGAAUCCACACAAGACAAACCAUCUGAACGCUUGGUGUGUGCUAAGAGCUUCAUUUGAAGUCUAAAGUUUAAUUCAUUUACAAUUUACAUCAGAGAACCCAUUGUGGGACAAAAUUACAUAAAUGUGUAGAAAGUUCAGCUUUUUUAUGUUUAGUAAAGAUCGUGUUGGCUUCUUACCAUUUUAAUUCCCUGCAUGUUUUAUUUUUGUUAAUUAAUUUUAUUGGUGUGUGGCCAGAAUAAACAAAUUCACUCACAACAGCUAAUGCAAUAAUAAAUGUGUUAGUCUCUCCUGUGUCAUAAGAAUCCUGUCGUACAUUGCCACGCUAAUUUUCAAAACAAAAAUAUGCAAAUUGACACAUAAUUUAAAUUAAUACUUAAAGAAGGCGGAAGAUAAACUAACUUAAUGGCACUUCUAGUUGCAACCACACCCAGGUCUUUUAUUAUAUUUUAUUAGUUAUGUUAACGUAUUAGAAGUAUGUAAGAACCUCUCUGAUUUAAUUAUUUUAAUUGCAAGAUUGGAAGGCACAAUUAAUUAAAUGUACUGGGAACUGA
Messenger RNA from Rhineura floridana, 2116 nucleotides. Its product is annotated as gastrula zinc finger protein XlCGF8.2DB-like. Gene Ontology annotation, biological process: regulation of transcription by RNA polymerase II. Bases 392 to 1591 code for a protein of 399 amino acids. Gene Ontology annotation, molecular function: RNA polymerase II cis-regulatory region sequence-specific DNA binding; DNA-binding transcription factor activity, RNA polymerase II-specific. The record is from RefSeq and is a predicted model, not a curated record. The transcript is spliced from 4 exons. Lineage: Eukaryota; Metazoa; Chordata; Lepidosauria; Squamata; Rhineuridae.